This is a messenger RNA of Penaeus vannamei (Pacific white shrimp), 990 nucleotides long. RefSeq lists its product as uncharacterized. The record is from RefSeq and is a predicted model, not a curated record. NCBI's taxonomy places the organism in Eukaryota, Metazoa, Arthropoda, Malacostraca, Decapoda, Penaeidae.
CUGGAGAAAACAGAACAUUAAGCCUCCUAACUUUGAAGAGAUUCUUUAUCUACUGAGUGAUUUGCAAGAUGAAUAGCGCCCUUAUCCUUCUGGUGGCCGUUGGUCUUUCCUGCUUGAUGGCAGUCCAAGCAACCUCAUUCGGCGUUCUAGCCGGCCUAGGAGCCUUGACGAGCGCUAUAAGCAAACGGAGAUAUCACGGUGCAAGCCAUGGACGCGGCCAUGGCCAUGGAUAUAGAGCUCCUAAAAGGAAGUACCGUCUCCGCUACCGCCGCUCCGUCGCAACAGCUGAUGAGGAAGAUGACGACCUGAUUUUAUCCGCAGUAGGACAGCUGGAUACCGACACCUGCAUCCCCAAGAUGUUUUGCGUCCUGCAAACGAAGGAUGAAUCCGAUCGUACACAGAAAGAGAACAUGCUUGUGGAAAUCUUAAGCGAUAAUACCAUGAACCCAAACUCCUACAACGCUGCCUUCGUCUACGCUAGAGUCGUCGCCACUAAGGAGAAAGACUCCUCCGUCUGCAAGAAGGUUUUCCCCAAAUGUUCACUUGGUGAGGAGGAACUGAGUGAGCUCUUGGAUCUAGCAUGGGGCUGUGACUGCAGCUCUGGAGGGAAAGAGUAAAGCUAGCAGCUAAAACUCAUUGUCGCAUCUGUUGGCAUCUUCCUAUGGCUAGAGCCACAGAAGGGUGACAAGGUGUUUCUCUCUCUAAUGUCCGUUGGACAGCGAAAACACAUAUUCACUGAUGAGUCAUACUGCAAAGAGAAAAUCUCUAAUUGCGAUAUGUCCUGUUAGUGUACAUACAUUAUACACAAAUAUUCUGUGUCUUUAAAUAGAUAAUAUUUAUUUGCUUCAUGCCUGCGAAUAUGCGAGUGGUUGACCCAAAGACAGAUAUUUUAUUUUUUACGCCAAAUGCAGUAUUGUUAUGACAGCCUGUUCUUAUCAUGCUGAAUUGCUGAUGACUUUAGACAAAUAAAUCUAAAUAUAGUUUCUAGAA